This is a messenger RNA of Echinostoma caproni, 666 nucleotides long. Lineage: Eukaryota; Metazoa; Platyhelminthes; Trematoda; Plagiorchiida; Echinostomatidae. The record is from the annotation of a GenBank genome assembly.
AUGUCUACAUUCUCACAUUCCGUGAUUCACAAACAGCCGAAGGCUUUACAAAAGCUCGCGUUUGGGGAUGGACCACUAUCCGGGUUCCCCCACCCGGAACCGUGGCGAGAUAGUGUGAAAAAUUAUUUGACCCUUCAUGCUUCUUCUUGCAUGAUUGUUCCGUGUGAUUACUGUCUAAAACUGGAAACCAAUAAUGCUGCGGAUGCAAACUCUACAUCAGACAGCGAUAGUCCCAGUACCACAGACCAGUCCAGUGAAGAUGGUAAAGUUACCACUGAUCCGGACGAGCUUCGAUGCUGUUUACUCUGUUCCUGUUUCGAACCGUGUACCUGUUGUGUGAUACCGAAACAUUGCGACAGACUGUACUAUACAAUCCAGCGAAGCACAGAACACUGUCCUAGCGGAUGUCCCACCAUUGUACCUCGUCCGGCCGAAGAGGAAUGGAAAAUGCCCGGCGGGAAUGCACGAGAGUUCGCCUGUUCCCCAUGCUGUCACAGCCCGGGUGGUAUUAUGUGUUUAAAAUAUUGGGAUUGUUUAUGCUGUCCGAUAUGUCCAAUGUGGGAUCUGUGCAAAGGAUUAGAUCAUGGUUAUCGGCGAUAUCGAGUCCAAUUGGUUUUACAUCGGUACCGAGAUUCACGCAAGAAAAAAUACAUUUCUUUAAUAUGA